AUGAUUAAUUUUACCUUUAUAAUCAUUAUAUUAACUUUGAUUGUAAAUUCAUAGGAUUUACCAAUUGUUAAAAUAUACAUCGAAGCUCUUUGUCCUGAAACAUAAACAUCAAUGAAAAUGAUAUCUGAUUAAACCAUAAAUUCAUUAGAUUAAAUAGCCAAAGUUGAAUUUAUACCUGCUGGAGAAAGAAAUUUAGAAAAGCAUGAACCAAAUACUUAUAUAUUACUAAUUGUUCGUUUGAUGAAUUAGAAUGUUAUGGAAAUAUGAUUUUAGCAUGUGGUCUUGAAUUAUAAAAAGAUUAAGUUUAGAGUACUAAAUUUGUGGGAUGUUUCUUUAAUCAAAAUAUUUCAUAAGAUUUUGACGAAUAAAUUGAGAAAUAUUUU
Paramecium sonneborni is the source of this 383-nucleotide messenger RNA. NCBI's taxonomy places the organism in Eukaryota, Ciliophora, Oligohymenophorea, Peniculida, Parameciidae. The record is from the annotation of a GenBank genome assembly.